Messenger RNA from Tachysurus vachellii, 3604 nucleotides. RefSeq names its product phosphorylase, glycogen; brain (gene pygb). Gene Ontology annotation, cellular component: cytoplasm. The coding region runs from base 130 to 2661 and encodes 843 amino acids. The transcript has 20 exons. Lineage: Eukaryota; Metazoa; Chordata; Actinopteri; Siluriformes; Bagridae. Gene Ontology annotation, molecular function: glycogen phosphorylase activity; pyridoxal phosphate binding. Gene Ontology annotation, biological process: glycogen catabolic process. The record is from RefSeq and is a predicted model, not a curated record.
AAGUUCUCUCUCAGCUGGACUUCCUCUACAUUGUUUCAGCGCUCCUGUCCUGUCCUAUACAUUGUUUCAGCGCUCCUGUCCUGUUCUGUCCUCUCCUCUCCUGUCCGCUCCUCUCCUGUCCUCUCCAACAUGGCCAAGCCGUUGAGCGACCAAGAGAAGCGCAAGCAGAUCAGCGUGCGCGGUAUCGCGGGGCUUGGAGACGUGGCCGAGAUCAAGAAGAGCUUCAACCGGCACCUGCACUUCACGCUGGUGAAGGACCGGAACGUGGCCACGCCGCGUGAUUACUACUUCGCCCUGGCGCACACCGUGCGUGAUCACCUGGUGGGCCGCUGGAUCCGCACGCAGCAGCACUACUACGAGAAAGACCCCAAGAGGAUCCACUACCUCUCUCUGGAGUUCUACAUGGGCAGAACCCUGCAGAACACGAUGAUUAACCUCGGCUUGCAGAACGCCUGUGAUGAAGCCAUUUACCAGCUUGGAUUGGACCUGGAAGAACUGGAAGAGAUCGAGGAAGAUGCUGGACUGGGGAAUGGUGGAUUGGGCCGGCUUGCAGCUUGUUUUCUGGACUCUUUGGCGACUCUCGGUCUGGCAGCGUACGGUUACGGGAUUCGGUACGAGUUUGGAAUCUUCAACCAGAAAAUCUCUAACGGUUGGCAGGUGGAGGAGGCUGAUGAUUGGCUACGCUAUGGUAACCCCUGGGAGAAGGCCCGUCCUGAGUACAUGCUCCCAGUGCAUUUUUAUGGCCGGGUGGAGAACACAGAGGAGGGGCCUAAGUGGGUGGAUACUCAGGUGAUCCUGGCGAUGCCAUACGACACGCCUGUCCCUGGCUACAAGAACAACACCGUUAACACCAUGAGACUUUGGUCUGCUAAAGCACCUAAUGACUUCAAUCUUCAAGAAUUUAAUGUUGGAGACUAUAUCCAGGCUGUGUUGGACCGGAACCUGGCGGAGAACAUCUCUCGAGUACUUUAUCCCAAUGACAAUUUUUUUGAGGGUAAGGAGCUCCGUCUUAAGCAGGAGUAUUUUGUGGUGGCAGCCACUCUACAGGACAUCAUCCGACGCUAUAAAUCCUCCAAAUUUGGCAGCAGGGACCAAGUGCGCACUUCCAUGGUAAACUUUCCAGAAAAGGUAGCAAUCCAGUUGAAUGACACACACCCUGCUCUGGCCAUUCCUGAGCUUAUGAGGAUCCUCCUGGAUGUGGAGAAACUGUCCUGGGACAAGGCAUGGGAGAUCACCACCAAGACGUGUGCGUACACGAACCAUACGGUGCUUCCAGAAGCUCUGGAGCGCUGGCCUGUCUAUAUGUUUGAGAAACUUCUUCCCAGACACCUGCAGAUCAUCUAUGAGAUCAACCAGCGUCACCUCCAUAAAACAGCAGCCCUGUAUCCAGGAGACACGGAUCGUCUCCGCAGGAUGUCUCUAAUCGAGGAGGGCGAUCCUAAGAGAAUAAACAUGGCUCAUCUGUGUGUGGUGGGAUCGCACGCCGUCAACGGAGUCGCUCGCAUCCACUCUGAAAUCGUCAAAACCACAGUUUUUAAAGACUUCUGCGACAUCGAGCCGAAGAAGUUUCAGAACAAGACGAACGGCAUCACCCCCCGGCGCUGGCUCCUGCUCUGUAACCCCGGCCUGGCUGAGGUCAUCGCUGAGAAAAUCGGCGAGAACUUCCUGAAGGACCUGUACCAGCUGAAGAAGCUGCUGGACUUCAUCGAUAACGACGUGUUCAUCAGAGAUGUGGCUAAAGUCAAACAGGAGAACAAGCAGAAGUUGGCGGCGUAUCUGGAGAAGACAUACAAGGUUCAGAUCAAUCCAGAGUCCAUCUUUGACAUCCAGGUGAAGAGGAUCCAUGAGUACAAGCGGCAACUGCUCAACUGCCUGCACAUCAUCACAUACUAUAACCGAAUCAGAAAAGACCCGAGCAAGAGGUUUGUGCCCAGAACAAUCAUGAUCGGAGGCAAGGCAGCACCCGGGUACCACAUGGCUAAAAUGAUCAUUAAGCUGAUCACCUCGGUGGCAGACGUGGUCAAUAACGACCCGGUGGUGGGAGACCGGCUGAAGGUGAUCUUCCUGGAGAACUACAGAGUCUCACUGGCUGAGAAAGUGAUCCCAGCAGCAGACCUUUCCGAGCAGAUCUCCACCGCCGGCACAGAAGCUUCCGGAACAGGCAACAUGAAGUUCAUGCUGAACGGCGCCCUCACCAUCGGCACCAUGGACGGCGCUAACGUGGAGAUGGCAGAGGAGGCGGGCGAGGAGAACCUCUUCAUCUUCGGCAUGAGGGUGGAGGACGUGGAGGCUCUGGACCGCAAAGGCUAUAAUGCUCGUGAGUACUAUGACCGCUUGCCGGAGCUCAGACAAGUUAUGGAUCAGAUCAGCACCGGACACUUCAGCCCCAAAGAGCCAGAUAUGUUCAAGGAUGUUGUCAACAUGUUGAUGAAUCAUGACAGGUUCAAGGUAUUUGCAGAUUAUGAGGCUUAUAUUAGCUCUCAGGGGAAGGUCAACGACCUCUACAAGAACCCUAAAGAAUGGACCAAGAAGGUGAUCAGAAACAUCGCCAGCUCUGGAAAAUUCUCCAGUGAUCGCACCAUUUCAGAGUACGCCAGUGAGAUCUGGGGGGUGGAGCCUACAGAUCUGAAGAUCCCACCACCCAAUGAGCCUCGAGACUGAAGCGGGGCUUCAUUCUUUUAUUGUGAUUGGUUCUGUUUGGUCACAGGGCUGUGAUUGACAGAUUGAGGAUCUGCCUGUUUUCCAUAGCCAAUAGACCCAGUGUGUAUUUGUCUUCACUGAUGUUCUCCUUCCCUUCUUUAAUACUGUCUGUGUGUAACAUUUCAAAACCCACAGCCUUUUGUGCCUGGAAGCUUGAAAGGACAUUGUGUGUUUUUGAAAAUAUAGAUGCUUUAACACACACAAGUUAAGACUAAAAGUUUUUCUGAGAGAAAACUGUCCUUUUUUGCACCUACUGUAUGCAAUUUUACAAAAUACUCAAGGAAUAAAUGGAUUAAACUGUGACUUAGCAACUGCAAAUAGAUCAUAUUUAGCUCUGCUAGCAAUUAUCCCACUCUGUAUAUUUAGCAAUUAGCACUUUAGCACUUAGCAUAUCUUGACUCUUACAUUUAGGAGAUCUUUAAGCACAGUUAGCAAUUAGAUGCUAGCUUAUGUAUUGUGAUUAGCAUAGAUGCUGUCAUUAGUGCUGCACCAUACACAUAUUUUUUUAAAUAAUUGAGCUCUGUACAAUUGCUUAGCAAAUGGAGACCUCAGAAAAUUGCUAGCAAAUGUUUUUGCAUUAACACCUUUUGUAACUGCAGACUUGCAAGGUUGUGUACACAGUUCUUUAUAAAACUUUGUGUCCACCAUACAGUAAAUCCAGUGGAACAUUUAGAAGAUUAACAGUUUUACUUUAAUAAUCAGGGAAGUGUUUGUACGUCUAGAUUUGUUGUGUCUGUAAACGAGACUUUUGUAAUCAUAUUCUGCAUCCUUUGAAUAAUAUUUGAUUAGUGUCUUAUUGGAUUUCUGUGUGCUCUACCAGAUUGUGCUUUAAUACCCUUUCCAUGAUUUACUUAUGAAAAUUUUGACACUUAUGUUUAAAGAAUAAAUAUGUUUAAAAGACAAA